Messenger RNA from Syngnathoides biaculeatus (alligator pipefish), 2087 nucleotides. It is a transcript of the gene wdr41, whose product is annotated as WD repeat domain 41. Gene Ontology annotation, biological process: regulation of autophagy. Gene Ontology annotation, cellular component: lysosomal membrane. NCBI's taxonomy places the organism in Eukaryota, Metazoa, Chordata, Actinopteri, Syngnathiformes, Syngnathidae. The transcript has 14 exons. Gene Ontology annotation, molecular function: protein binding. Bases 421 to 1773 code for a protein of 450 amino acids. The record is from RefSeq and is a predicted model, not a curated record.
ACACCGCCAUCUACUGGACAUUCGCAGACUGACUCCCUCGCUGCGUUCAAGCAAAGUUGGGACGUAAAACCAUAUUUAUUUUAAAUUUUACCGUGUAUUGGAAGCAUAAAUACUUCACUUGAAGCAAAAGAAGUUCACGCAAAGAAGAUUUUAUUAGGUGGUGUGUGAAAAUAUAGCAACUGAGCCCUCCGCUUUACUUGUGCCAGUGCAAAUAGGCAAGUGUUGUCCCUCUCAGGCAUCCGUAGCAAGCUAAUAUCGUAGUGGCUUCUCGUUUCUCCUUUUCGAGGCUCCCUCGCCGUCCAACUAACGAGUCGAUGUGACUCGUUCGAUGUUCUUCACACUGUCGACAUGACAGCAAGCGAGUCGCGGUCGCAGCGGACACGUUAGGCCGAUGAUCGGUCUGACAAAAGCACGGCAGUCAUGCUUCGGUGGAUUUUUGGUGGUCGUGAAGCUCAAAACUCCGCGGAGGUGAGGUGGAACGUGAACGUCACAAACUUGAUUAGGAAAAGCGGAGUGUUGCGCAUCGGCGAGGAGCAGCCCAAAAACUGCUUCACUGAGCUGCAGGUGCUGAAAGGCCAUUUUGACAUUGUUCGAUUUCUGGUGCAGAUUGAUGACUUCAGAUGCGCGUCGGCCGGGGACGACGGCCUGGUGCUGAUUUGGAACGUGGAGACGGGCGAGCGUCUGCGGGAGCUCCGAGGUCACUCGCGGCAGAUCACCGCCGUGGCGGUCCUGCGUCGCGGCGACGUCCGCCUCGUCACCGCCUCCUCCGAUCGCACUGUCAGCCUGUGGGACCCCGACACCGGAAACAGGCUGCGCACCGUUCGGGACCUUCAGUCGUCCGUCAAGUGCAUCCUGGCGCUGCCGACCGCGGGCACGUUGAUGUCCGGCGGCGACCAGUUGUGCGUCUGGAGCGACGAGCUGCGCCUGCGCUGCGUCGCCGAGACGCACCGACACGCAGGAAUUAGUUCGCUCAUCGAGCUGCCCGACGACCGCGUGGCCGCCGCCGUGGAGAGGAGACUCGUCAUUUACAAGCUGACGGCGCACGGCGACGCCCUCACCGUCGUGGAGGUCGGCUGCCAGGCGGACCACAGGGAUCACAUUCGGGCCCUGGUCAACGUCAACGACCGCGUCUUCGCCAGCGGCUCGCUCGCCGGCGAGAUCAUCCUGUGGGACGCGCUGGACUGCAGCGUGCUGGCCUAUCAGCGCAUCUUGUGGGAGGAGCCCGAGAGCGCCACGAUGGCCCACGAGCCCGUCGAGACGUCCGUCCGACACCUCGCCUCCAACGGAAACCUGGUGGCGGCGGCGGUGGGGAGCGGCGUGUACGUGCUGAGCGCGGCCACAGGGGCGGCGCUGGCGUACAGGAAGCGCGCCCACGACUCUGACGUCCUGCACACGGCGCUGCUCUCCGACAGCGAGCUGAUGUCGUGCUCUGAGGACGGCAGCGUGAGGAUGUGGGACAUCCGGGAGCUUCCUUUGGCCGCAGAACCCGCGUCGGCAGGCUUCUUCGGGAUGUGGACCUCGGCUCGCUCCAGCAAGCAGACGUGCGCCCCGUCCAAGAAGUCGCCGGAGCCGCCCGCCGUCAGGACGCUGGAGCUGACGGGCGACCUCAUCGGACACUCGGGCGCAGUCCAGAUGUUCUUGGCCUUCCCGGAGAACGGCCUGCUGACGUGUUCGGCGGACCGCCAGCUCAUCCUGUGGAAGAACGGCGAGAGGCAGUCGCGCCUACGCGGCCUGGCGCUCUUCCGGAAACUGGAGGAGAACGGCGGACUCUGACAGGCGGCGGGAUUUGGUUUUUUUCCCCGAACGAGAUAUCGUCGUCCGGCUUCAACUGUUGGGACCUUACGGCAACGGACUUGGAAGAUUGUACUGUGAAAUGACACGUUUGUCAUUUUCCCAACUUUGCACAGCAGGCAAUUUUCAAUUUCGUGGUUCGACUUUGGUGUAGUACCACUUUGUGCCACAACAUCGCGGGGCAGCACCGAGCUCUCCCGGAAAAGGCAUUCAAGAGCAAGCGGAAGCUCCCCAGCUAAGAUUCCCACUGAGCAUAAAAAAAAAAAAUGAACGAAAAAAUAAAUAAAUACGUGCCA